CGCCCCCUCCCUGUGCCCACCCGCUCGGCGCCGCCGGGGCCGCUGCGGGAGCGUCCGCCAAGGGAGCUGCCGAGUCUCCGCCGCCGCCGCCGCCUGGGUGAGCUCGGGGUGCCCCGGGCGGUCGGCGGGAAGCCGAGGCCAGUCAUGGGCCUAAUCUUCGCCAAGCUGUGGAGCCUCUUCGGUAGUCAAGAACAUGGUGGACUGGGAAGAUAUUCAUGAAUACAACCUAAGCUGAGUUUGAAUACCAGCCAGUGAAAGGGAGAAACUUGGGUUAGUCUCAAUUGCAAGAUUCUGUAUGCUGGACUUUACAACAGGUUGGGGCACAUGAUCUUUCCUUUCUGCUCAGCACUGAUGAGGCCUCACCUGGAGUACCCUUGUCCUGUUUUGGGCUCCUUAGUACAAAAGAGUCAUGGACAUACUGGGGAGAGUCCAGUGAUAAGCUGCAAGGGUGAUCAAGGGACUGGAGCGUCUCAUGUAUGAGAAAAAGGUGCAAAGAGGGCAGAGCCAGGCUUGUCUUUGUGGAGCCCAAUGACAGGACUGGGCAGUGGGCACAAACCAAAAUACAGAAGCUCUGUCUGAACGUCAGGAAACACUCUUGCUGUGAGGGUGACUGAGCAAUGACCCAGGCUGUCCAGAGAAGCUGUGGAGUUUCCAUCUCGGAUAUAUUAAAAACCCAUCUGGACAUGGCCGCUGGCUCUGUGGGCCUGGUUGAGCGAAGAGAGCACAAAGUAAUUAUAGUGGGACUUGAUAAUGCUGGAAAGACUACUAUUCUUUACCAGUUCUUAAUGAAUGAAGUGGUUCAUACUUCUCCAACCAUAGGAAGCAAUGUAGAAGAAAUAGUGGUGAAAAACACUCAUUUCUUAAUGUGGGAUAUUGGAGGACAAGAAUCAUUACGGUCAUCGUGGAAUACCUAUUAUUCAAACACAGAGUUCAUCAUUCUGGUUGUUGACAGCAUUGAUAGAGAGCGACUUUCUAUUACAAAAGAAGAACUUUAUAGAAUGCUGGCUCAUGAGGAUUUACGGAAGGCUGCGGUUCUCAUCUUUGCGAAUAAGCAGGACAUGAAAGGCUGCAUGACGGCUGCCGAGAUAUCUGCAUACCUCACCCUCAGCUCCAUAAAGGAUCACCCGUGGCACAUUCAGUCCUGCUGUGCUUUGACAGGAGAAGGAUUGUGCCAAGGCUUGGAGUGGAUGACCUCUCGUAUUGGAGUGGCAAAGAGGUUCAGUAUCCCCAAAGCAGGGAUUCUUUCCAGCUGUUUAAACACUGCACUCAGUAACGUGAAGAGGACUUGAGCACAGCUGCUCAAAAUAUUUGUCAUCAAAAUAAAAUUGAGUUGUUGUGCGAAGCUGGAUGGGGUUUUUGUUUGUGAGUCCUCUGCGGUGAACAGGUAUUGCAGCAGUGUAGCCUUGUCACUUCCAUUUCAUCUCCAGUCUGUUCACUGGGGCAGAAUGGGGGCCUACAUCAUGUGCAGCUGUAGCCAGUUCACAGAACAUCUUGGCUGGACACCUGCCUCUUUUCAUCUCGGAGACGCUCCAGCUUUGAUCCUAAAGAGCCUGUCACAUCGUUUCAGCCAUGGGAAGCAUUCUUUGUUUUAGUGAAGGGUGUUUGUUUUAGUGGACUGUUCCCUUUCACAGAAAGAACAAAAGAAAUCCAAACAAGAGACUGGGAAAAAACUAGUAUGGAUCUUUGUGUGUGUAUUUGACUGUGCUUAGCAUUUAGCUGAGUUUGCUUUUAUUUCCUGGAGUCUGCCUUGUGGAAGAGCCCAGAAGGCAACAGUGAGGACAGCAGGAUGAGGAACCUGGCCACGAUGCCAACCCUAGCAAUAGAAACUAGUAUCUUGGAACAACCUUCAACUUCUUCCAAAAUUACCUUGAUGGUCUUUCAACACUGAGUGAUUCUACAUUGUUUCUUAGGGGAUGGAUAGUGCACUAGAAAAGCUGCAUGCUGUCCACACAGUGUGUGUGCCCACCCUGCAGACACGAGAAUGCAGCUUUGUAUUAGGUUUGGUUCUUGCUAGGUGUGCUACUCUUCAGUUGAUUUUUGUUUUACUGGGUAGAGAUAGGCAUUUCAUACAGAAAGCUUUCCUGGAUGUAACUGAAGACAUUCUUUCAGUUGCACACCAAUUUGUGUCCCCUAGAUGGCAGGAAAGGAUCAGUUUAACAGUGUCAUACCUGCUUUAGCUUGUGUUCUUCAGCAAGAAUCUGUGCAAAAGACUUAAAAUGCCUCGGUACAUGAAGAGGCUGCGUACCUCUAGCUGAACCGUGGGGGGUCACACUUAGGUAUGAUGGAGACAGCCUAAAUGGGAGGAAGGUUGAAUUACAUCUUUGGUGGGAAGAAAGCUUACAGUGAGGAUUUUAAAAAAUUUGAAACUGUUCUAUAGCUUAAAGGCAUUUUGCCUUUAUUCUUUAUGGUUAGAAUUAUAUUCCAAACCUAUUGUUGCUGCAACUGAGAAUGUAGACAACAAAAAGAAUUAAUACAAUUUCUGGCAUAUUUCAUUUUAAUAAUAACUUCUGUCUGUUGUCUAUGACAUGCUUGAUUUUUUUUGAACCUUGGUUGAUGAUAGUUGCUCCUGUAAUGCUCUAUUGCACUACUACUCAGAAAUUGCAAGGAUGCGGAACAUUUGAACUGCAACCUUGCAGUGUGUUUAGCUAUGACAAUGAUUUGUAGUCUUUACUGUAUACUACUGCAUAUGAAGGCUAAGUAAAAUAGUAGUUCUGUUGCAAGAUUUUGAUUAUUUUUAGUGUAAGUAGUGCUCAAAAUAGCAAUGGUUGCAGUGGGCAAUACCACCAACAAGCUUUCAUUGCCCAUGUUGCUUCUUGGCAGUUGAUAAAAUGUAUGUCAUAUUUGUGUAUUUCUCUUUAUGCAAUGUUUUUAAAAGUUAUUUACAUUAUAACUAUUGACAACAGUAUUGCCUAAUAAUUAGGACUUAAUUUUUCUGUCUUUGUUAAAAGUUACUGGUGGCCAAUCUUCAUGACAAUUGGAGCUGACUUGUAUGGUCUCAAAAAGGGCUCAUCCUCCAUAUUGAACAAGAUAAGAAGUGGUGAAAAGUGUUGGGGCAUCUCAGGAGAGAGUGAAGUCUCUAAGAUGAUAAUUUUGUCUUUUCUAAGCAUAUUCUGUAUUGAAGCAAUGAGCAAGAACUUCCUAAAACUCACUAUCUAUUUUGGCAGCUCAUCUGUUACACAUAGAAGCAAAAGUUACCCUGUAUGUGCAAGUUGUACCAAAGAUUUUAGUUGAAAAAAGUUUAGACAUCUGGUGGGCCAGUUGGGAGCAGUCAUGACCUAGCUUAGCUGUGCUCUGAGUCUGUAGGGUGAGAUCCCAUUCGCUUCCCAAGCCACUCAGAUAUACUGGCAUAGCCUUAAGGAUCUGAGCAUGCUUUUCAAGAAAGCUGACCUGGAGAUCCCCACACCCUGAUCGUGUGGGUUGUUCAGCCACACAGUGCAUCUGCUGAGUCCACAAAGAAUGAGGUGGAACUGCCUCCAGAGAUUACUUUGGUCUCAGUGCACUCCUCUCCUGAAAUGAUCGUGAAGUCACUGGAAGCUGAAGUGAAAUGUACAAAGAUAAACCUCAACGAAAUUAUUAACUGAAAUUUUCAGAUAUAAAUCUCAGAUUCACUGACAUUUUAGAAUUAAAUUAAUUAAAAGGCACUGUUGAUUGUGAAAAUGUCUACUGAGUUCUUUCAAAAAAGUUUCAGAAAGCCUGUUCAAAAAUAGGGCUGCUAUGACUGAUAGUGAAUUAAAAUUUUGGUAGCUGGCUGAAACCGGUCAAAAUCUUCAAUAGUUUUAAGAAAAAUAUAACUUUUCUCAACAAAACUCUGGUUUCUGGUCCCUCAUUUUUCAAGACUGCAUUUUUAAAGCAUUGUUUUCACUGAAUCAUUUGAGUGCUUUUCAUUUUUCCAUUAGCUUCUCCUAUACUCCUUGAGUAUGGGAGAAAAUUUGGGGGUUUAUUCCCUUCUGUAGACUAGUUCACUAGUUUAGGCUUGAAUUUUUGCUAUUCUAAUCUCAUGUUGAGAAAAGGACUUUUUGGUGAACCUUGAAAGUUUGACAAGAUAUCUUCAACGACCACCAACAGUCCACUGUUGGGAAAAACUUUAAAUGCAUUUUUUAAAAAUAGCAUUGCUAGAUACUUGGUGCUGAUUUUAGUUGAGUACACUACAGUUAGAAUCUGAAGAAGACAAUUGAAAGAUUCAUGUUCAAACUUGUGGGAAAAUAUGAAUGACUAGAUUUGCUUUCAAAGAUACAAAUAUAUAUGUAUAUAUAAAUUUCUCAUAUAUAAUGGAAAUUGAUGCACAUACAUACUGUAGUCUGUCCUGUGAGUAUUGAACAAGAAUCCUAUUGAUCCUACAAAGGCCUAAGCUCUCAGUUCUUAGCAUUGCCUUCCCCACCCAACAGUUGUUUUGGAUUCAGCACCUUUCAAAGAUAAAUAUGAGCUAUCUUCCCUUCGCUCUUUUAUCAGUAAGUUCCAAGGUGGCAGCUGCUUGAUAGAUUCCAAUUUCAGUUUAGUAGGAAAUGUAAUAUACUUCUGGAGGAAAAUUGGUAAGUAAUUACUGUAGAAUUAAAUCCUAUUGCUUCUGUGAAAAUAAACAAUACAGAAGGUGUCUGGGGACUUGAAGUAGGAUGCAUAAUCCAGCAGUACUCAUUCUUCUUAAUAGAACUAUCUAAUUGGGAGUUAAUGAAAAAAUAUUGGACUUCUUGCAAUUCCAUACACUGAUUCUCUGCAAUUGUAGAAAGUUUCUUUUGCUUCCUCUAAAUCUUCUUAUGUUUUUGCUUUUGUUUUUUACCUGCAGUGAAAAUGGGAUCUUAUAUUAACAUGAAUUGUUUAUGUCUUGGUAAUAAACAGUUAAGUUCAGUACCUUCUUAACUCAGUUGCUGGUUUGAUUGUCUCUUCAGUGUAGUCAGGAUUGUUUCUUAUCACCUUAGUAUAGAUUUACGAUUUUUUUACCAAAUUAAAAAAGAAAGGGAAAAAUAAAAUGAAAAAAGGUUAAAGAAAAAAUAAGUGAAAAGGGUUAACUGUAUACAAGUUGAAAUAAAGAAGGAGCAAAUGUACUUUAUUCUGAAGUCAAACCAUGUCAACCUGUCUGCCUUGUUCUGUGUUUCCUUUAGAGAAAAAAUAAUUUUUAGGUUUUCAGUUGUGCUGAACAAGUACUAGACACAGGCACCAUGUGUGGGCUUUUUAUUUCAAAUAUUCUCUUUUCUGUUGAUGAUGUGUCAGCUGGGAUUUCUCAGUGCUGAACACAAGCUCCCUAAGAUUCCUGGGCAGAGACUGGAUUGGUGACAGUGUUAUAAACCUUGGCACACUUCUGUGCCCUGUUCUUACUCUGCCAGGUUUUCUGAUUUAAACCAAAGACUCUCUCCACCAGUUAUGAGGUAUAAAGACAAUUUGUCCAGUACAUUUACAAUACAACAAGUGAAAAUUAGCUAUUUAUCUUAUAAAUCUAAUACACAUGGCAAUGCAUUUAGGGUUAUGGGCAAAAAUACCUGCAAGAUUCAUAAAUAUUUAAUUGCUCUGAAACACAGAUGUCAGUGGCUUUGUUUUUAAAGCCUGGCACUUAAAUUGGAUAGAAUUUUCAUAUGUCUAAAAUUAUGCUAAAAUUAUUUUGUAACUUCAGGCAAAAUUGAUCUAACUUGGGUAGUAAAUUUAGUUCAUUUCAAAGGGACAGAGCAAUAAAACCCCUGAAGCAGGCAGGGUAAUUGAUUGUAUCUAUGAGUUAAAUAUUCUGAGGAAGACUUAUUUUAGCUGACAAGGUCAAUUAUCCCCUCACUGUGUCCUCUUUAGGUGGUACUGGCAUUCCAAACACAUCCAAAAUUGUUAAAUAAAACUUUUGAGAGCAAAAUAAUGUUUCUUUAAAUAAAAGUCCUAUUAACUAUUUUUAAAAACUCAAAUAAAUUAAUGCAGAGAAAUAGUACUUAUCCAAUGGAUAUACAUAUUUCAAGUGGUAGUUACCUAUCCAUUGUCACUUCUGGUUGGGUGGAAUCUGAUAAUGAAAUUGUGGUUUGUGUAAAAAACAUCGACUGUAAAAUGGCAUUGUGUGAUCCAUUGAUCACAUUGAGUAGUUAAAAGGUUGUACCAUCUUUGUAUUUGAGCAUCCCUGGAAGGCCUAUUUCAUCAUGGAUGGAAUUGUGGUGCAGUAGAGACAAGUUCUUAGGUUGAAACAGACAGUGCUGAACCCCAUCAGAACUGGCAAAAGGUCGAUGUGUUGGUUCAAGGUAGGAAGGCUCUUCCUUGCUUUUGUUUCAGAUAUCCCAAGUUCAGCUGGCAAGUCCCACACCAUAAAACCUCACCUGCUCUCUGUGCCAGAGAACAUGAAGUAGAUGAUCUCUCUGCAUGUUCCCUGAGGAACAGCCUCAAACUCUUCACAUAGCUGUUUUGGGCUCCCCAGUGAAGAAACACAGAUCAUGGCAAAUCUUUUACUCAGAUAUUUGUACUUCUCUUUGGUAAUGCUCUAUGUAAAUUGUACCUUUUCCCUUGUUUUAGUUUCCUCAUCAUUUAUUUCACAAGCUUUGGUUGGAAACAAAAUAUUAUAGCAUUUGAAUUUCAUCUGUUUUCCUGCAGCUUUUCACUCAAAAUUAACAAUUACUGUGUCCUGAUAACACCAGAUUGUUCAUCUGAGUCCAAUUUGAAGUUAUCAUUCUGCUUUCUUUAAAAUUGAUAGCCCAUUCACUUUGUGGUGCUGUUUUGUUCAUUCCUUCCAGUAUGGUAAUAAUGUUUUCAGUCCUGUUCAUGCUGUUUAUAUUCUGCUAAUGUUUGCAUUUGCUUGGGAAAUCAUGGAUCCCUUUAUUUUAUUUUUAAGCUAUAUGCAUAUUCUUGUUUUGUGAAUCUACCAUAUAAUUUAAUGUUCUGUGCAGCUUUUUGUCUUGUUUUAACUUCAGUGCUAACCUCUGGAAGUCCUUCUGCUUCUCUUUCUUGCUCUGGGAUUUUGUCAUGUUUGCUUUAGUAUAGGUUGCUCUGUACAUCAUAAGCUUCAUCUCUAGUUUAGUGAUACCUGACUGGGAAACGUAUUAUUUCCAUAAAGAUUAAUUUUGUCCCAAACACCUUUUUUUUCUUUUUUUUUAUCAGAUUCCUUCUAGAUUAAGUUUAAACCCCAUGUUUAUCUUUUUAGUCUUUAGUAGAGGCUCCUUCUGCCUUCACUUAGUCUUCAUAGUGUCUAUUUAAAGUGUGCUGAAGCUAUUUCAGAACUAAUUGAUUGCAACAGCAAUGUCCUGUGGCUGUCUUCCUUUCUCUCUUGAACCUACUUCUAGUAGCCAGAAAUGGAAGUGAUGCUCUAAACCUUCUCUGUUGUCUUUCACAUUUCUGGAACGUUUCAGCUGUUUACAGAUUCUCAGAGUAAUUUUUUAGUUUCAUGUGCCCCACUGCCUUAUCCAGAGAUUGUUCAAAAGGAGAUGCCUGCUGUCUUACAGCGUGCCUGAGUAGGAAGGUGGAACGAUGCUCCAUGUGUGGUGAAAUGAGUAAGGCAAAAAGAGAAAAAGUGGUGAAAGGAGAAGGGAAAAGGCAUCAGAGGUGGAAAUGCUUUGAGUUUUCCCAUGCAGGCAAAUAUCAAAGUCUGUAUGAGUCAGAGGGCACUGCCCUGUGGCAGCUGGGAGCUGGAAGAUAUAUUUGGAGCUCACUAACAUCAGUACUUGACUGGAAGCAGGGCCAGCUUUAAAUUUAGGGUUUGAGCCUUGUCCCAUUGUCUUGGCUUGCACUUACUGGGACACUGAGCUUGUCUACAUUGUCCUCUUCAGCCACAAUCCCAGUCACUAAUUAUUGGGCAUUCUUUGGGUAAGGAUCAACCAUUGAGUGACUUUGAAAGGAAAUAACGUUGGUGUUACCAGUAUCUUCUCCUGGCUUUUCCUCAGGGAAGCAAGGUGAUGAUAUGUAGGAAGGAAGCAACCCUCUGCAAACCAAAAAUUGUCCCUUCCUUCCCCCAAUACAUGCACAUGGGGGAAACCUUUUGCAUUUAAGCAAGUGAGAAGUUUUGUCAAUAUAAAUUGUGCUUUGGAUGAAUGGGGGACACAAUCAGAAGCUACUAAAUUCUUUUUACUUACCAAAACAACCCCAAAAAUAUGAUUUAAAAAUGCCUAAGCACCUUUCUUGACAAUGUCUCAUCAAAUUUAGGCUUCAAGCAAAAAUGUGGUAGGAAAACGAGCAUCGGCUGUAAUUUCUCAAAGCUCACUGAAAGCUAUGUUUAAAUUAAAAUUCUGGAUUUGAUGUGAAAAAUAUAGGUAAAGUAUAAACCUUGGUGUUUAAUAAUAAGCAAAAGCCUCACAAAACCUUUCUGUCACAGAUCUUGCUCAGCUUUUCCAUAGCCUAAUAUUAAGCUCAAUGACAGACAAAGUAUUUUCUGAGGUUUAUUCUUUGGUAUAGAAAAACCUUUAAUUUACCCUCUGGGAUAUCUGAACUUGAGAUGGAGAGCUGUCACAUUCACUCUGAUUCUAUGUGUCAAUCUGCUGACUCCCACGCUGUUCAGUGCUUUAUACUGUUUAUAAAUAAAUUGAUUUCUGCUGCUUUGAAUCAGGUUUCUGAAGCACAUACCAUGAUAAUAGGACAAUCAAAUGUCAUGGGGAUGAAAUUUUAGCUAUUCUAGUUUGAAUUCAACAACCAGUUGGGAGAUCCUGUGUUUCUGUUACUUAAAUCCUUAGGUUUUUUCAUCCCAACAAGAGCACCGUAAUGAAAGGAAAUCAGGGUGGAAUUGAAUCUAGACAAGUGUGUGGUGAAAGGGGAAGCUUUAAGUGCAGUAAAUACCAAGAUGGUAUUUUAUAGAUAAAGUGCAGAAAUAGAACUGGACACAGCUCUAAUUUUUGCACUGUUGUUUGUUCUCUGAAUGUUUGGCUUUUUUUCCUGUGGUAUCUUUGUUUAUCUCCUUUUCUUCCCAAACUUCUAAGUGAAGCAUCAGCUUGGAAGAUUUUGAGUUUCUCAUUCAAGAGAAAUCUUUUCAAGAUUUGCAUAUUUCAGCUUAAUAAACUGGGCUAUCUCAGUAGCAUCAAGUGUUAUAACUACAAAUGGCAUUCUGAAGUAAGCAGUAUUGUCUUUGUAUAGCAUGCAUUUUUCAUGUCAACGGUUUCCUUGAUAUAAAAGUGUUUAGUAUUGUGACGCCUGUGCAAAUACAGAAGUUGUCUUAAAUUCUUCCCACCUGCACCAGUCCUACCUUCUGUUCUUCCCCACCAUAUACAGUAUGAAGUCUAAAGGAGCUGGACUUGUGAUGAAAAAUGUAUUUUUCUGAAGACCUAAGCUACUUCUUUCACUAGUACUAUUAAUAAUUUUAAUUGAUCUUGUUUUCUUCCUCUAGAGAGUUUUUCUUUUUAGCAAUUUAUUUUAUCCAGUAGUCUAUACUAUGUAAUGACAUCCAGCUUCAUUGGGGUUAUAAAAUUUAAAGUCUUAAAUAUGUUUGGUAAGUUUAACUACCUUUUAGUUCAGUUUAUUUUUCCAACUCAACUUUCCUAUCAUUACUAUCAAAAUAUAGUGUCAACAUCAAUUAUAAACUGUUUCCCUGAAAGAAGAGGCCUCAUAGAACAAUUUGCCUCCUAGGGUGAUUAGUUCAAACCAUAUUCUGAACAUAAAUGUCUGGUUUAAAAUUACUGCAGUAAAUAGAUAUUUUCAUUUCAGACUUGUGAAUUGUUUUAUUAGUGAAAAUAAUAUGGUAAAAACCCCUCAAGUUUCUAUUCUCAUUCAUGACUUUUAGAUAAAAAAACAUCAGUGCCAUUGAAGUUAACAUUAGAUGCAUGUAGUUAUGACAGCAAAACAUGCUUUAAAACAAGACACAACUUAGGUUUUACAAAGAAAGACAUUUCUAAUGGAGAGAGAUUUAGACGCAAUAUAUGACUUCAACCACAAAUUUGAGGCUGGGAAGGUUUGGGAUUGAGUAUCUUGGAGGCAGUAAAAGUUAAAAGCUAGAAGAACAACAUAUUAACUGUUACAAAUGAAAAUUACAGGUGUCAAGCAUCACAAGUGUGAAACACCUCUAAAACAUUCACACUGUUGUAGAGCAAGGAUUGCAGGAGUGGCUGACAUGCUGAGUCAGGUGCUCCUUCAGUUGUGAAUAAAUUCAUCAUUCAGCAGAUACCCUGACACAUUGCACUUGUGUAAUGAGAUUCCUGACAGAGUUUGCAGUUUAUUCUGUGUGCAUGUAAUGUUUCAAAUUAUAAUCUAAUAUUCUUCAAUUCUGACUACUCUCCCACUGAAACUCUAGAUUCUUAUCUGUCUUACUGAUCAGUGAUCUUCCAUGAUAAUCAGUGAAUUACUUUGGCAGCUGAUCAUAUUUUCUACUCUAUAUUGUUCAUAUAGAUUGUUCAAACUGCAGAAGUCUCACGUAAGAUGGUCUGCUUAUCACCAUCAAUUUAAAGCAAUGAGAAUGAUCAGGAAACAAUAAAAUGCAAUUAAAUUCA
Molecule: messenger RNA, 10355 nt
Organism: Parus major (Great Tit)
Lineage: Eukaryota; Metazoa; Chordata; Aves; Passeriformes; Paridae
Gene: ARL5B
Product: ADP ribosylation factor like GTPase 5B
Exons: 9
Coding region: 618-1289 (223 amino acids)
Biological process (GO): intracellular protein transport; vesicle-mediated transport; protein localization to Golgi membrane
Cellular component (GO): trans-Golgi network; cytoplasm
Molecular function (GO): GTP binding; GTPase activity
Source: RefSeq, a predicted model, not a curated record